AGAGGACUGUCUCGAACGCUUGAACCGCAUUAGUGCGCCAUCGCACAUUGAACUACGGUCAGAACGCCAAGACGUGCUCCUCAGGAUUAAAGUAAUUAACUCGUUUUUUAUCACAUAUAAACGCGUUGCUCCCACAUAAAGCUGUUUAAAGGAUAUCGGGGACAUUUGUCAGGCUGAACCUGAGUUGUGUUACACUCUACGGACUCUUUUGUUUGGAGUGUGAUUCCAUUGAACUUGGUCCAUUGUUGUUGGAUGAGAAGCUCAACUUGGCGUUGAGGAUUCUGGCAUCGAAUACGACUCUGCAAACAGUGGUCAGUUGUCAGAUGUUGAAGGAAGGACACUGUACUUCAAGGAUAAAAAUGGCUGUGUCCUAGAUUUUUGGAAGAGUUUUCAUCCUGACCACUAACACUAUCCUGGAUCUGAAAGAGUGACUCAUCUCUUGGUGAGAAAAGAGGAUUUUAAUUUUCUGUGGACAGUAAUUGAGAAGUCAUCAUGCCUAUUUUGAAGCAGCUUGUGUCCUCGUCCUCCCAGUCAAAGCGGCGCUCUCGUGCUGACUUGACUGCAGAAAUGAUCAGUGCACCUCUGGGAGACUUCCGUCACACGAUGCAUGUGGGCCGAGGAGGCGAUGCUUUCGGGGACACCUCCUUUCUUAGCAGCCGCUCAGGGGAGCCACCAAGGGAGCCGGAGGUACAGCAGAGCUCACCUAAACAGAGCCUCCUUUCCCGUACCUUCCGAAGCAGCAAGCGCUCCCAGUCGGUCAAUCGCGACAAGCCUGACAAAUCCAAACUAGCGCCCCCUGGAGGCUCUCCAAGUUAUGUAAAAAAUGCAAUCUCGCUGCCAUAUUUGAAUGAUGACUACGCAGGACGGGGUACAGAAAUCCACCUUCCCAAAAGCGUGUCCUCGAGUCCUUUAAAAAACGCUCCAGAAGUUGAUGGAAAGCCGCUUAACGGAGCCGCAGCGCCCGCUGUAUCGGACCUGGAGCUGGACGAGAGGAAUUUCGGUGAGCUGACCGACUUGCGUCCAUCAGUUCCUUACACCGGAGGCAUGAAACAUGCAGAGUCCAUCAUGUCCUUCCACAUUGAUCUGGGUCCCUCCAUGCUGGGCGACAUCCUGAGUGUGAUGGACAAGAAGGGCUUAGAUGAUGACGAUCUGGGAUUCGAAGAGGGGAAGAGCAGCUCGCCGCCCCAGAGUCCUCCCAAUGAAGUGGAGGAAGAGGACCCCCUUCCUCCGAUCCGGCCUCCACGCCAAAGGCCAGGCACCAACCCUUACACUCCAGAGCUCCAAACCAGGAACCAUCAACACUUGGACAGCUGUUCCCUCUCAAGUUCAGGGUCCACCGUGCUGGAUGAAAAACCCCACAAUCAGAUUUAUGAGGGAAAUAUGGACAACAUCAAGUACAGCUCACCUCGAUUCCAAGACGACAGAGACUUCUCCUACAUGGAUGAGGACGAUGACGACGAGGAGAUUAAGCUGUAAAAUGAGCCGUAAUUUGCCAUAACAGUCUUUGCAAAGACUAAAAGAAGAGGAGGAGGUGGGUUGUGGUCGAUUGGUGAAUGCAAAGCCUGUACGUGGAGGACUGAUUUGAUAAUGGAGAUGAAAGGGAAAACCUACGUUUUAGCCCUUGCUAAAUACUUUUUCACUACAAUUCCUAGUUCAGGUAUACAAACCUUCUAUUACUUGUGACUUUUACCAGAGCCGCCACAGCUGUGAGAGGAAUGCGCUUGUGUGUUUGCAUAUGCCAAGGCGAGGAAAUUCCGUUUCAAAUGGUAAUUACGGUCUCGUGAGUAUCGUUAAUGAAUUCCAGUGUUGACCACUGGGAACGCUGAUAACUGGAGGUUUGUGUGGAACCAAACCUCAUAUUCUCCCAUGAUCGACACAGUGCUCGGAUGCAGCUCGCUUAUGCCUUUGGACUUCCAAAUCAUUGCCAACAGUCUUAAAUUUCACAAUCUUUGAUUCCAUCUUUAAGUUAUAUCCUAAAUUUUGUACACAAAUCUGUAUUGAUGUAAAUUGAUUUGAAUGCCAUAAACGUGUUUGGAGGUUCAACACAACGCUUUAUCUCUGGCAUAUGUUACUUUUUUUUUUCUGUUGAGAGUUGUUUAUGUAGUGGAUCUGGACUUUGUCAUGUGGUCCGUGUGUGUUUAAGAGGAUUUUCUGUCGGGUCACAUGAAAUUCUCAAUCUUGGAAACUUUAGAUUGAUGGGAUACAGAACCCGUUAGCAGUGGUGACGCUGUUUGGAGGCAGUCGGAUCAGUGUGAGUGGAACCAAUGACGAAGUCAAUUUUUUGUGUGUGUGAAUGAGGAUUGAUGUCAAGAGGGCUGAGAAGUGUGUUAUUUGAUUAUCAUUGUAUAGGCUCAGAGAUGAAGGGGUAGCUCUCUUAUUCAGGGUCUAGUGUAGUGCCUCGAUCUUCAAACCAUGCUCAUCAGCAGAAGUGGCUAUAGAGGGGUUUUCAUCCCUCAAUGGCUCUUGUAGUUCUUUGUAUUUAGGUUUUGAAUAGAGAUAAGACUUAUCACCCACCCGUGAUAAGACUGUAACUUGUAUAGCCACUCUUCAAGUUAGUGCCAUACCCUUUGUGGUGGGUAAACAUAGACAGAAAUGUACUUUAUUCAAAUUCUUUAACCUCAAAAUGAGCAAACUUGAUCCUCCAUGCAAUAUUAUCUUACAGAGAUUGUUGAUGCGGUUGAAACAGAUCUGACUCAUUCCAAAGCUUUCACUUGAUUUUCCAUAAAAGAGAAGUGUGUAAUUUCCUUGCCACUAGCAGGACCAAAAUGGAAUUCAUUAAUAGUAAUAAAAAAAAAAAUAAAUAAAAAAAAAACGGCAGUAUUCAGUUUAUGGUCAUUUGGAAUAUUUAAAUGGAUUCCAUAACUUUGGCUCAGCCAAUCAUGUAAGUUUGGGGGCGGGGCUACUGAUUUGUUUGAUUGAAGUUUCAAACAUCUGCAUCUACCAUUAAUCAUUUUUGAAAUUCUGUUUAGUGCUGCAGAAAUUACACACUUCACAUUUAGGUCUCUAUUAUAAGACUUUCACAAACCAGCAAGAAAAAUGUUUUAAAACAACAGAUAGCACAUUUGCCAUAAAACUGACGAGAUAUUUAACACUAUGGGCUCACCACAGAAAGCAUCAACUAAUUGCUGAUGAUUAACAUCCUGGUAUCUCAGCAAGUAUUAACUGUUUAUCGUGCACUUUGGAUCACAGUUAUGUUCUGGGGAGAUAAUUUAAGUGUUCCACUCUUGAUAUAUGUACAUAAUGUUUAGUUAUUCAUUUCAUGUAUAUUUGAGGUUUUUUUUUUAAUUGACGUUAUUGUUUAGUCAACAGUGCUGGCCCUGUAAUCUGACAUUGUAAGCACACUAGGAGCUGAAGAGAACACCAUUUUGUAGAAUUGGUAAUAUUUGUAAACAGUUGGUUUUCUGCGAUACAGAAUUAUUAUACAGAUUUCUCGGUGGCCUUUACCUUCACUUUGUGAUCAGACUAACUACAUUAUUUGCUUACUCAUCUGUUUUUCGGUGGUUUGUGAACCAGCAUGUCUGUUCAGAGGAACAAGUAAGGUACGAUUGAUAAAGGUACGAUCCUUGGGUGUUUUUCAUUGUGUAUAGAAUGGUUUGGGAAAGGGCUUGAUUAAAGGGGUACGAGGGGCUUGUGUGGCCUUAUAUCUGGUUGAAAUGCUGCAUUUGUCUUCUAGCACAAAAGGAGGAUAAUCAAAUGUGCCAAUUUCUUCUUUUCCUGUUUUGUUGCCCUUUAAUUUUUGUUCAUACGGGUUAAGGAAGUGGUCUUGGAGAUAUCACGCUGCACGCAAAGGUUUUGAAGACGACCAGAUGUCCGGAACUGGAUUUGUGAGACUGAAAAUGAGCUGGAAUGCUGGACUGUAACAGGUUUUGAGAGCACCAGGGCUCCCUCUACAGUAGUUUUCUUACAGGCCAUCAAUACUUUAACUAGUGUCUAUGCUUAGAGAGACAACAGUAUCAUCCAUAUAUGAUGGCAUAGUUACUAUAUGUCUUUGCUUAUUUACUAUAUGAGCACAUCUUCCUACAGAUAAUUAUUGACGAACACUAAAGUAUGAACCAUCUCUUUAAUUUUCAAGUGUUUGCUGUUUAUCUUUUUUUUUUCACUUAAUGUCUGCAUUAUUCUGUACUGAAAUAAUAUAUAAUGCCCUGCCUUACUUUCCCUUGCAAAAUAACAGUUCUAUUUUUCAAUAAAUAAGAAAGCUGAUAAACUUGA
Messenger RNA from Pimephales promelas (fathead minnow), 4209 nucleotides. RefSeq names its product CDC42 effector protein 4b (gene cdc42ep4b). The record is from RefSeq and is a predicted model, not a curated record. Gene Ontology annotation, molecular function: small GTPase binding. NCBI's taxonomy places the organism in Eukaryota, Metazoa, Chordata, Actinopteri, Cypriniformes, Leuciscidae. Gene Ontology annotation, biological process: Rho protein signal transduction; positive regulation of pseudopodium assembly; positive regulation of actin filament polymerization. Gene Ontology annotation, cellular component: cytoskeleton; plasma membrane; cytoplasm.